AUGUUUGACGUUAUCGCAAUGUUGCCAUGUACUUACACGGAGUUUCCCAAUAAUGAUUCAAAGAAUAACGGCGAAAAAUAUGAUGGACGUCGUGCUGAUGUUUGGUCUUGUGGCGUCAUUCUUUACGCGCUGCUUGUUGGUGCUUUGCCGUUCGACGAUGAUAAUCUACGACAAUUACUCGAAAAGGUGAAGCGAGGAGUCUUCCAUGUUCCUCAUUUUGUGCCGCCUGACUGUCAGCAACUGCUGCGUGGUAUGAUUGAAGUAAACCCUGAGAAGAGAAUGACGUUAGCAGAGAUAACGCGCCAUCCCUGGGUGACAGCUGGUGGAAGAGGGGAACUAGAACAAGAAUUACCCAUGAUGGAAGUAGUUCAGACGAGGGUUUUACCUUCAAUAGAAGCUAUUGACCCAGAUGUCUUACAGGCUAUCUGUAGUCUUGGCUGUUUCAAACAUAGAGACAAGCUUAUUCAGGAUUUGUUAAGUCCACAUCACAACACAGAAAAGGUUAUAUACUUCCUGCUCCUGGAACGCAAGAGACGGAGACCAGCUCGUGAUGAUGAGCCCCGACCCCCAGCUCCUGCAACACCCUCAGAUCCUCCUAGAAAACGACUUGAUACUUGCCGGGUAAAUGGACAGUCAGCGCAUUUUGGUCAAAUCAGUGAAGGUUCACCCAUCACGCCAAGACGGUCGCAGUUUAGAUCGGCGUCCAGUCGCCGGAGUGAAGGGAGAAGUUCGCCUCAACUUUCUGCGAGUCCUCCGGGUCAUACACCACAUCGUGUGUCUUCACUAGGCGGCACCCCGGCGACGCCUGGCUCUCCUUUAGCGUCGCCGUCAAUACGUGAGCAUCAUCAUCAAAGGGCCAAUUCCACUGGGCCGACCAUAAGUUUAAAUAUCAGUGGCGAGCCAGGUGAAGCAGUUAUAAUAAUAAACGAAUCUCCCAUGAUGGCGUCCUCCGUGGCCGUCCGUCCGCACAGCCCCUCGCAAUCGCACAGGGUGCGUGAGAGGUCAUCUCUACCCGGACCUGGUUCGACGCAAACGCCCACACAGACUUCAUUAUUCCCCAACCUAGGUACCAUCCCAUCGGGCGCGGGCGCGGGCGCGGCGGGCGGCGCGGCGGCGCCGUGGCGGGCGCGCCUCGCCACCAUCAAGAACAGCUUCCUGGGCUCGCCGAGGUUCCAUAGGAGGAAAAUGCAGACAUCAUCAGAAGAAGUUCAUCUCACACCGGAAUCCUCUCCAGAACUCACGAAACGAUCCUGGUUCGGUUCUCUGCUUCUCUCCGCGGAUAAAGAGGAGACUUUCACCGCUUUGGUGAAGGGGAAACCCCUAGCUACUGUUAAAGCGGACUUGAUACAUGCUUUUUUGAGUAUAGCAGAGUUAUCCCACAGCGUGCUGAGCCCGAUGUCGUUCCGCGUGGAGUACAAGCGCGGCUCCAACGCGCCCGCCAUGUUCCAGAGACACGUGCGCUUCCAGGUGGACAUAUCGACAAUAACUAAAGCCCCGGGCGAGAAUGGCAAGGAAUAUUUGUAUGCCAUCACGUUCACUUUGCUAUCGGGCAACAUCCGGCGGUUCCGGCGCGUGUGCGAGGUGGUGCAGGCGGCCGUGUGCCGCGCGCCCGGCGCCGCGCGCGCGCACCUGCCGCCCGAGCCGCGCGCGCAGCGCCGCGCCAUCGCCAUCGCUGCAUCCGAAGUCCCGGACAGUCCUGAAACCCCCCACCAGCACUCGGACCAGGACAGCGACUCGUCCGUGUUCGACACCGUCAAGAGUCCCACCAGCCAUACUUCCAUCGAUCAGUUGGAUCAGAAUGGCACCCAUGCGUUAGGCUCUAGUUCAUCAGUCACGAGCGGCUCCAGCGGAUAUAAACAAGGCGUGCGCGGGCGUCGCGCGGCCGAGCCCGCCUCCGCCUCCCUCGACCACGAGAUCAUGAGCUGUGGACGCGACCUGCCCGGUACACACACAAAGCGUUCGUCAUCAGAAUGUAGGGAGACCACGUCGUCGCCGCGGCGUGGGCUCGAGUCCCGGGAUAGCUCCAUCAAGGACGAACUCAGGCGGAACAACUCGCUACGGGAUAGCCGCCGGGAUUACCGCGAUUACCCCCGGGAUAGCCCCCGGGAUCCCCCCACUUCCAUCGCG
This is a messenger RNA of Brenthis ino (lesser marbled fritillary), 2127 nucleotides long. NCBI's taxonomy places the organism in Eukaryota, Metazoa, Arthropoda, Insecta, Lepidoptera, Nymphalidae. The record is from the annotation of a GenBank genome assembly.